AAUUGUGAAAAUUGUGGAGCAAUAAAUUUACAGAAAAGCAUCCUGCAAAUUUCAACCGGCCAGACUCAUUACUGUGUUCAUGGGAUGCAUCCAUAAACUUUUAGUGAUGAAUCAAGCAGUGACGUUUCUCUUAUCGGAUAAUGGAUACCUCAGGAUCCCGAGCUAUCUUUAAUUAAGAACCAGGUUUGUAUUUUUAUUCAAAUGAUAACCAAAGGCAUUUCAACGAAGCAUUUAGCAAAGAAGGAACUGGCAAGUUAUUCAUAAAAAACAGUCUCAAUUUACUAAUUCUGAAGUGACGAAUCCAUAAGUUUGGAUUGAAAAGGGAGCUAACACAUGACAGGUUAGCUAAAAAUUCGUUGGAAAGCAAGAAGGUAUGCCAAAAACAUGAAAAGGCUGGAAAGUUUCCAUUUUUUGACGAAGCUAUAAAAGUCUCAACACCAAAGUUUCAUAGUUGAGCUCUCCAAAAAAAACCCUCGUUCUUAAAAAUGGAAACACUUAUCCAUUCAGUAGUUCUGGGGCCAAACAAAUAUGUGAUGUGAAGGUCCUCGAGAAAUAAUCCAGCCUUGAGUGUUCUUAUUGACGCUCUGGACAUUUGAUAUAAGGGCUAACAUAUCCCAUGGCCUUUGCCCGCGAAACACGACUCUUCGAAGUGACAUUUCUUUAUCUAACACCUCAUCCUUUUUGGUCUCUUGGCUCGAAAAAGUUCUUUCCUGGGGAUGCUCGCUCAGAAUACGGAGACACGACAAGUUCUUGUCUGGAAGCCAUCACUUUGCCUAUAUUUAUUGGAAUAGCUCGGGUUUGCACGUCCAACUGGCCAAGGUUUCUGACAACUCCAACCAGCAUCAUCACUAUCAACCACUUGGCCCGUGUUCCACGUUCCACGUUAGUCUCUAAAUGUCCGUCACUUGAGCCUCUCGUUCGUGCGUUCGUUUGUUCGUUCCAGCUCAAAUUCUGCGAGAUCCCGAUCCCGAGGACCACGAAGAACAAGAAAGAAGGCUACAAGGCUGAGCUGAAGGCAGCGAGCGACUCAGAGAAGCACGACAAGCAGAUCCGAGCUUGCCUCAGUCAAACUCGGUUCGUGGAGUCGAUUGGAACAGGAACGGGAACAGAGCAUCAUCCGUUGUGGAACCAUUCGAAAGGGAACCAAACUUUUUGUCCUCAUUGCUUUCAGACCGAAUCGAUUCUAGCUUGAAGAGAAACGACGACUGCACAAGUGAAAGUUUGUUCUUCCAUUUCAAUCGGCAUUUUAUCCAAAGGUCGAAGGCAUGUGGAGACUUGAUGCUUGGCCAAAUGAGAAAGGGGAUGCGUCUAGCGCUGUGCGAGUGAAUGAUAUAACUCAAUUAAUCAAUGAAUUGAGCGACGACUCCUUUCUCGAGAUGAUUCUCUAUUGAAAACAGUGGUCCAAAGAUUGAUUCCAUCCCUCGAUCUCCAUCACUCGGCUCCAUUAUCCCUCGGGUUUUCUCCCCUCUCUCUAUCGAAAUGGUGGACGAAUCUUCGUAGGCUCUGGAAGGAAGGCUAAAUCAAAACAUUCUGCCGGAGAUAUCUCUCUCUCUCUUCAGAUUUCAUGGUCACUUCCAAUGGGCGAGAAAGAAUAAGGAAGGGCUCCUUCCACACCACGGAUGUUGUGGGCUUUUUGUGACUGACGAAGAAAGGGCCCUGUGCGCAUUUGUGGAAACCAAGUGUGUUCCACCACGAGGCUGUCGUUUUUCAUUGCACAUCGAUCAAGAGAAGCCUCCACUUCGAUUUAUCAUCGCUUUUCUUAGGACUGAAGGCGAAAAAAAUGUAGUGAGUGAGUAGAUCGACUUGUGCGUUUUUUUCAAACCUCAGCCAACAAUCUGCAGCAAACAGCGUUGGUGGAACAAGAAGAUCAUCCACGAGAGAUACCACGCACGAGACUUGAUUUCAAAUUCGACCCCAAACGGAGUGGUGUCCCUGGACCUUGGCCAUAACAUUAGUGUGACAUUGAAGACCACAGUGCUCCAGUGGUAGAGUGUUCCCAAGUUUGUAUCCUUGUGCACAGAAUGGUCCAAGUCAAUUCGUUCGCGGGAUUUGUUCCCUGUAUUGGAACAGGACCGUAUCUGCCUCCAGUUUUCAGGAGGAGAGUCUACCUAUGUGUUCUUUUCAUGAUAUUUGUGAUCGACUACAGUCAGAAUUUGGUGAACGGUUUGAAAUGCUACACGGAUGUAGAUGGCAAGCAAAUCACAACUUGCAAAGAGACUGAGGGCUUUCGAACCUGUUUCACCAAAUACAACGACAGUAAGUUUCAUCCAUCGCCUGUGCCAUUUGGAGUCAAGCAGAACUAUAAAGAGGAAGGCAUCGUAACCGGUCGAGGUUGUUCCACUAAAGACAAGGUGUUCUUCAAGGAAUGCGAGACCCAUUCCUACGGAGACACCGUGGAAAAGAUGUGCUUCUGCUCGUUCUUCCUCUGUAAUGGGGCCGCCAUAUCAAUCUGUCCCAAUAUUUUGCUCAUCACUGUACUUGCCACACUCAUGAGCGUCCAUCACCUCUUCCUGAAUGAGAGCAGCAACAUCAACAUCAACACCACCACUGGCACAAACUCAUGGCCUUUUUGGGGCGGUGAUUUAAGGCCUAAAAGGCAAAUGGUCCAUGUGGUUUCGGUUGCAGCGUCGGAUAGCCACUCACAGGCCAUUGUUAGUGCUUCCAAAUGUGAUUCAAUGACUGCUCAUUGUUGUAGUUCAUCAUUAUCCUUUAGCUCGCGUCGGAAACUGUUUCCGGUAGCGGGUGGGACAAUCAGCCCAAUCGUGGCGUAGAGUGUAUUAUGGGCGGUUUAUGGAUCAAGCCACACCCUAGCACGGGUGCCCAGUGUUCAUUGUUGACGACGAGUGACGACAAUUCUGCCGAGACGAAGAACCUCUCUCAGAUGGAUUUUCGAACUCAUCUUUAUCCUGGAUUCGAACUCAUUGGAAGUGAUUUGGUGUCAGCUGCUUUUUAUUAUGAGUGAUUUUAUAUUUCUGCAGAUACGAGUGAGAGCCAGACGAUCUUCCGAAACAUCAGCAUGCUGCUAAAACUACUUAAACUACAACCAUACCAUGUAGUCAAUUGAAAUUACACUUGUGUACCUCCCAAGGUCCAAAUCGGGCGAGGGAGUUUCUGUCAUCUCAUCUUCUUGACAAUUUUGUUAUGUUCAUUCAAGCUAUAAGUCUACGUUCCUGAUUACCCAUGUUAGUCGUCAGUCCUAACCAAACUACCAAGCGUCUAUUUCUUUUCGUAAACAUGGUAAAUGAUUAAUAAACAUGUUCACAAACCUG
Messenger RNA from Tigriopus californicus, 3269 nucleotides. RefSeq lists its product as uncharacterized. NCBI's taxonomy places the organism in Eukaryota, Metazoa, Arthropoda, Copepoda, Harpacticoida, Harpacticidae. Bases 2022 to 2771 code for a protein of 249 amino acids. The record is from RefSeq and is a predicted model, not a curated record. The transcript is spliced from 5 exons.